GGCAAUUGGGAGAGCACCGUUUCAGUAUUUAUUCUAGUUUUAUACAUCAAAUAUUCAUUACUGGCAAAAGAACAUAUUGUAAAGAGAGCUUUAUUUUGAGCCUGGCUUGGCCUUAAUUUCGCUGUUCAUGGAGGUGGAGCUCGAUAUUAGGGCAUGACGGAGAAUCUCAGAAUACUUUUGUGGCAACUCAUAUUUGUUGCGAAGGUAAUCAAGUAUUAGAUUGGUUGGCUGGACAAGCAAUUCUGGAUGAUAUUUCUCUCCAGCAUGGUGAUGCCCUUCACCCCGAUUUGAUCUAAAUUUCGAAGAUCGAUGGCCGUGGAGUUGGAUAUAUUAGGCAUAAUUAAUUGUUCAUUCCUGUUUUUCAUUUGAAGUUCACUUUAUGUAACUAAAGAGUUUUGUAUGCUAGUUUGAUCAGCAAUCCACCUAAAUGGUAGUGGGUUGUGACUCGUGACAAAGCCCGUCAGGAGUCUUUUCUUUUCUUUCUUUUUUCUUUCAGUGGAUCAGCUGCUCAAACUGUUUUCACAUAAGCACAACCAGCUACGUUACUAUCAAGAAGACUAUAGAAAAAAGGAAACCGACGGAAGUCUUCAAAAGACUGAAAAGCUUAAUAUUGAGUUACAUAUCAAUAAAUAGAAAACAAUAAAUUUCGAGAGAAAAAGGAAGCCUAGAAAACCUCACUGAUGAUUGGACUCCAAUAGAAGUUUUCAGUACUGAUUGGAGUUCAAUUUACUUGUAAAAUUUCCAACUUUCUUUUUUCAAAUGCCUGUUCUAUAAUUUGCACCAUCUCACAUGAGGGCGUUGGAGUAGUUUGCUUCUCACAUUUCUAUUUACUAUUUCCAAAUGCCUCCCUAGAAUCCGACCACCUCACACAAUCCGACAAUCACAUUGGCGUGUGAUUGAUUAGCUGUUAUUGACUACUCUACCAAGAGUUUGGCCAAGUAGAAAACUCUUACACAGUAGCUAGGAUUAAAUAUGUUACGAUAAAUUUACUAGAAGUACUGUUGGAAAACAAAACGAUCCCUUUUCCUUUUUUUUAUAUUGACUGAAAACCACCUUGUUCAAAGCGCACCAACCCUGGGUUGCGUUCAAUGCAUGGGAACCAGUUCUUGUUCCGUGAGGACUUCUUUGCACUGGCUGUGGGGUCAUGUGGUCCCAAAAAUGUUGCACCCAACACUCCCCCAUGCAAUGUAUCAAAACCAACCUCCUUUCAGUGCGUCACCAAGGCCGGCAGGUGGUCUCCUUGGUGAUUCUAAAACUCCCCGGCAACCUCGCCUUAAACAAACAAAAAAAAAAAAGGUAAAGAAAAACUCAGACUUUCUCGUCCAAAUAACUUCGACUGGGCUUCUCAUGCAGGCAUUUCUAUCCAGCAGAUAGAAGUUACCAAGAAGCAUGUCAUCAAAGUUUAUUGCUGGGAAAAAUUGAUGCUAGAUUUGAAAACUUUUCUCAAUACAAAACAGGCAAAUUUAAGCUCUUAAAAGAAGGGCGGCGAGACUCCUGCCAUUGCGAGGUUUGGGGAGGGUCAUAUGCAGCAUCCUCGGUAUAUACCGAGUGCGAAGAGGCUGUUUUCUGUCUAAAGUUCAGCACAAUAGAUGGAGCAAAGUUUACCAGCCAGUAACAUGAUGCCUGCUUCUUAUGGGGUACUGGACUUGCAAGGUUCUGUGCGCAAGCAUCAUCAACACCACCCACAAGAGUCCCUUCGUCGCCACCCGCAACAGGCAAGCAGCAUCCAACAUCAGAGAUUGAUGGUUCACUCACCAAUAAUGCACGAAGUUUUCCCGUUAAAUGCCAAUCACAUGAAAGAUUUCAAAACCUCCAUGAGUGAUGAUGGCGAUGCGAGCUUCACCGAGGACGGAGUCCAUGAUCAGGAUGAUGCUGGCAAACGGAAGAAGGGCCCUCCAUGGCAGCGGAUGAAGUGGACCGAUCGAAUGGUUAGGCUACUGAUAACUGCAGUUUCCUACAUAGGAGAGGAUGCCAUGCCGGAAUAUAACAAUGGCGGGAGGAGAAAAUGUGCAGUACUGCAGAAAAAGAGGAAGUGGAAGUCUAUAUCAAGAGUGAUGGCAGAGAGGGGCUGCUAUGUUUCUCCUCAGCAGUGUGAAGACAAGUUCAAUGAUCUCAACAAGAGAUACAAAAGGCUCAUAGAUAUUCUUGGAAGGGGCACAGCUUGCAUGGUGGUGGAGAAUCCAGCCCUGUUGGGCCAAAUGGAGCACAUAUCUGAUAAGCUGAAGGAUGAAGUGAAGAAGAUCUUGAGUUCAAAGCAACUAUUCUAUGAGGAGAUGUGCUCAUAUCACAAUGCGAAUCGGUUGCAUCUACCUCACGAUCUGGCGCUUCGACGAUCUCUGCAGCUGGCUCUCAGUAGUAGAGAUGAGCAUGACACAAGGAGGGCUGUGCAUGGAAAUAACGAUGAAGAUGAUCGAAGCGCAGGUACCGACGAUGAGGAAGAUGAUGCUCAGGAGCAUGCUGCAAUAUUGCAUGGCGAUGCUGGGGAUUCAUGCUUACCGAAAAGGUUGAAGCAUUUGGUGGACCAUGAAGAAGUGAGUUUUGGAGACCCUUCAGGGUUACAGCCUCAUCCCCAAGACAUGUCUGCUGUUGCUUGGGGGCAGAAGCACUCUAAGAAUUUUCCAUUACUUCAGCUGGAAGAGCAGAGAUGGAAAAUUCAACUUCAGAUGCUGGAGCUUGAAAAGCAGAGCUUCGAGUGGCAACGAUUCAGUAAGAAGAAAGACAGAGAACUGAACAAGCUGAGGAUGGAGAAUGAAAGGAUGAAGCUUGAGAAUGAAAGGUUGGCAUUGGAGUUGAAGCGCAGGGAGUUAGAGGUUGAUCUUAAUUUGAAGAGAUAUCAGUCAUGAUGCAUGAUUUGGAGAACUGUGGAAUUCAAGCUUUAGAUAUGGUAAGCUGCAGCAGCCUAUAACUAAAGUACUUCCUAGAUGAAGUCCUUGUUUUGUAUUGUUGUUCUAUUAAACUUGUAAACAUGGGCCAUGCAAUUAAACCUUUAUUUCCUUGUCAGAUGAGCAUGUAAGUGUUUCUACAUCUAUCUUCAAAGUUGGAAUGGUCGCUGUUCUGUGUGCAAAAUGAAUGAGAUCUUGGAUUUGUUA
Molecule: messenger RNA, 3089 nt
Organism: Phoenix dactylifera (date palm)
Lineage: Eukaryota; Viridiplantae; Streptophyta; Magnoliopsida; Arecales; Arecaceae
Source: RefSeq, a predicted model, not a curated record